Messenger RNA from Rana temporaria (common frog), 708 nucleotides. RefSeq names its product cAMP-dependent protein kinase inhibitor beta-like. Lineage: Eukaryota; Metazoa; Chordata; Amphibia; Anura; Ranidae. The coding region runs from base 218 to 445 and encodes 75 amino acids. Gene Ontology annotation, cellular component: cytoplasm; nucleus. The record is from RefSeq and is a predicted model, not a curated record. Gene Ontology annotation, biological process: negative regulation of cAMP-dependent protein kinase activity. Gene Ontology annotation, molecular function: cAMP-dependent protein kinase inhibitor activity. The transcript is spliced from 3 exons.
GAUGUUAGAUUAGAUUAGCAGAGGCAUUGUUGUUGUGGUGGUGUGGAGAAGUUCGGACUGUUCAGGUGGAUGAUUGUAUCGUUUCCCCCCCUCUUGUUUAGUUUUGGUAGGUUCCCUUUCUGCUGCCCAGAGGAGAGAUGCUGGGUCGAAGGAUGCUCUAUUGUCAGUAAGGGGCAGGGUGUGUGUCUUCCAGCUGCUGGUGGGUACCCAGGGAAAGAUGACUGAAGUGGAGCCAGUCCUGGAUUUUUCAUCUUCUGCAAGGACGGGACGUAGGAAUGCUCUUCCUGACAUUUUAGGUUCACCGGCAGGAGUAGCACCUUCCGAUCUCCCUCUCAAAUUAGCUGAAAUGUCUCUAAAUACAGAUCGAGGUCCAGACUUACAGUCUCCUUCUAGUGAUUUACCCCAGCAGCCUUCCCAUAGUCCUGAACUGAAAGACACAUCCUAAACAUGUCUAACUUUAGAGUACGGAGGGCAUUUUUUUUCCUGCAUAAAAGCUGGACAGCAAUACAGAAGUCUAAGAAGAUUUGGACAACGGGACUGGCCAUUUACUGCCUGCUAGAGUGUGGAGAAACUGCUUAUGUGAGAGCCGGGGGAAACCAAGAAUGUUUUCAGAGACUCUCACCUUCGAAGAUCAGUGCGUGAAGCUGUUUUUGGUGUUUACAUCCAGUUGUUAAGAGCAAACAUUUUGCAGAAGGAAAAAAAAAAAAA